AUGCCAAAUAAAUACCAAAGAAAAGCAUGCAGCUCACGAGGGAACUGGAGUGAAGAGUCACUUAAGGCGGCCAUGGAUGCUGUUAAAAAAGGUGAAAUGACUAUCUACGCAGCUUCAAUAUCCUAUCAAGUACCAAGGAAGACCCUCGAAAGGCGAUACAAGAAAAAUAAUGACAAAAAAGGACCAAUGGGACCAUCCUCUAUAUUCGGCGAAAAAAAUGAGAAGAAACUCGCUAACCAUAUUAAAACUAUGCAAAAAAAUGGUUUCCCAUUGACUAUUGAUGACGUCAGAAAGAUUGCGUACCAGUUCGCGGAGCAAUUGAAUUUGAAUCACAGAUUUAAUAGAGAAACUGAGAAAGCAGGAUAUGACUGGUUGCAAGGUUUUUUACGAAGAAACCACGAUAUUACAUUAAGAAAGUCAGAAGGAGUAUCUUUAGCUAGAUCAACUGCUAUGAAUAAACUGGAGGUUGACGCUUACUUUGAGCUUCUUGAAAGCAUAUUGACAGUAGACGAUGGUGUGUUGAAACCGAGUUGUAUCUUCAACAUGGACGAGACUGGUCUUCAGCUUAAUAAUCGACCAGGGCAUGUUCUAGCUGAAAAGGGUUCUAAGGCUGUAUCUACAGUUACUUCGACUGAAAAGGGAGAAACGAUUACAGUUAUAGCCUGCUGCAAUGCUGAAGGUACAUUUUUACCACCUGCCUGUAUCAUGAAAGGCAAAAACAAAAAACCUGAGUUUGAGGAUGGGAUGCCACCGGGAUCGAAACUUUUCAUGUCCCCAAAAUCAGCGUACAUUACCUCAGAUUUAUUUAUUGAAUGGUUGAAAACACAUUUUGUUCCGAGGAAACCAGCCGGAAGAGUACUUCUUUUACUAGAUGGUCAUUCAACUCACUGUAAUUCUGUGGAAAUGCUGGAAUAUGCAAAUGACAAUGACAUCAACUUACUUUCAAUGCCAAGCCACACGUCUCACUACCUCCAACCACUAGAUCGUACGGUCUUUAAAUCACUGAAGACUCAUUUUUACGAGCAGUGUCGACUUUGGCUAAAACAAAAUACUGGUCGUCGUAUAACACGAUUAUCAUUUGGAAGAUUGCUUAAUAAGGCGUGGGGAAAGGCAGCUUCUGCAGAGAAUGCAAUUGCGGGUUUUAAAGCUACAGGUGUCCACCCCUUCAAUCCAUCUGCAAUUCCCGACUACGCGUUUACCCAAGAAUUGACAAAGCAAAUGUCUAAAUCUCAAAAUGAGUGUACAGCCACAGUUAUCGUCGAGGAGCAAGAAGAAAAUACUAGUAACAUAGCUUCUGCUAAUCUGGAACCAGUUCCAAAUACUUUCGAAGUACGACAAGAUAUAUCACCUGCAAUCGCUGAGCCAAAUAGCUCUGUUGAGCGAAUAGUUUUAAAAAAAGUCCUGAGAUGA
Molecule: messenger RNA, 1410 nt
Organism: Parnassius mnemosyne (clouded apollo)
Lineage: Eukaryota; Metazoa; Arthropoda; Insecta; Lepidoptera; Papilionidae
Source: the annotation of a GenBank genome assembly